AUGUCGAAGCCUUCUAUCAUCUUCGCCCCCGGCGCCUGGUACCCGCCUACGGCAUUCGACCCGAUCAUCAAGAAGUUGAACGGGCAUAGCUAUAACUGCCACACGAUCGCAUUUCCCUCCGUCCAACAAUCGACUACGGUUCAGGACUUGCAGCCGGAUAUCGCGGCAGUGCGAUCACUGGUCGAGCAAGAAGCAGACGCCGGCCAAGAUGUGCUUGUCGUUUCUCAUAGUUGGGCCGGCCUACCAGUGAACAGCGCGCUGGAUGGACUAAAAAAAGCCGACCGUGAACAAAGCGGAAAAAAGGGUGGUGUGGUGAAGCUGGUGUUCAUCGCUGCGUUUAUUCCGCGCGUCGGCGAGAGUCUGAUCGGGGCAUUUGGCGGGAUCCCGCCGCCCUGGUAUGUGGGAGAUGUUGAACAAGGGACGGUGACAGCCAGUGAUCCAUUCACAUUAUUUUUUCAUGACGUGGCAGACGGCCAAGAGUGGGCGAAGACGCUCCGGCCCCAUGCAUGGUCUACGAAAAACGCGCCCGCUACCAGCGCCGCAUACAUGGAUAUCCCGUCGUCCUAUCUACUAUGCGUAGACGAUCGGGCUCUCCCUCUUGCUGUUCAACAAUUGAUGGUCGAUCGUGCACAGCGAAAGGGCGCUAUAAUUGAAACGGAGAAGAUCAGCGCCGGGCAUUCGCCAUGGCUUGCCCAGCCCGAUCAGGUGGUGGCGUAUAUUCGGAAGCAGGCCGGCGAGCAGAUCUAG
This is a messenger RNA of Penicillium canariense, 747 nucleotides long. RefSeq names its product alpha/beta hydrolase. The transcript has 2 exons. The record is from RefSeq and is a predicted model, not a curated record. Lineage: Eukaryota; Fungi; Ascomycota; Eurotiomycetes; Eurotiales; Aspergillaceae. The coding region runs from base 1 to 747 and encodes 248 amino acids.